Messenger RNA from Mercenaria mercenaria, 1002 nucleotides. RefSeq lists its product as uncharacterized. Lineage: Eukaryota; Metazoa; Mollusca; Bivalvia; Venerida; Veneridae. Bases 1 to 1002 code for a protein of 333 amino acids. The record is from RefSeq and is a predicted model, not a curated record. The transcript has a single exon.
AUGGAAGACUUCAAGGAAAACCUUGUGUUCAAGGAUAACAGAUACCAUGUUACAUGGCCUUGGAAAAUCGACCAUCAGGAAGUUCCGGAAAAUCGUCCUCUUGCCUUUGGACGAUUAAAGUCAUUAGUAUCGAGGUUCAAAGAUAAACCAGAUGUGUUGCAGAAGUAUGAUUGUGUUAUACAAGAUCAACUUAAAAAGGGAAUCAUAGAAAAAGUUGCGACCUCUAAAAAGAAUGGACUGACCCAUUAUUUACCUCAUCAUGCAGUGAUCAAACCUGGCAAGUCAACAACAAAGUUGAGAAUAGUGUAUGACGCAUCAGCAAAACCAAAGAUUGAGAAUAGCAGUUUGAACGACUGUCUCUACAGAGGACCCGUGCUGCUAAACGAUCUGUGUGGAAUUCUUUUAAGAUUUCGAGUACAUACGAUCGGUAUUGUGUCAGACAUAGAAAAAGCUUUCCUCCAAAUCAGCUUACAGAAAGAUCAAAGAGAUGUCAUGCGAUUUUUAUGGCUAAAGGAUUUAGAAAACCCAGAAGUAACACAAAAUCAAAUACAAGUUUACCGCUUCUGUCGCGUGCCCUUUGGAGUUGUGUCAAGCCCAUUCUUAUUAGGAGCAACAAUUGAUUAUCACUUGGAGAGUUACAACAAUGAUGUCGCUAAACAACCGAAACAGGAUAUUUAUAUGGACAAUGUUGUAACGGGAACAGACACCAUUGACGCUGCGAAAGAUUUGUACACUAUGUCCAAAGGAAUUUUCGAAGAUGCAAGCAUGAAUCUUCGUGAGUGGGCAUCUAAUAAUAGAGAACUAGAAGAAACUUUUUCAGAUGAAGACAGAGCUAAAGAAAAUGUGAUGAAAGUGUUAGGUCUCGAAUGGAGCAGAGAAACAGAUACAUUGGCGAUACAAAAAGUGCAUUUAUCAAGUGCUCAAAUUGUUACAAAACGGUUUAUUCUGAGCAAAAUCGCACCUGUGUUUGACCCUCUAUGUAUAUUUGCACCUUACGCUUAG